AUUCUGUUCUUUGUUCUACACGAAAUCACAACAAAAGAAUAAAAAGAAUUGGCAACUCUGUCUACUACAAAUAUAGCGCUUCUUAACAAAGCUUGAGGUUGUCAUGGUAACUGUCAACUAGACGAGGUUUUUAGUGUUUAUUUUUUGCUCACGUAAAAAAAGAAGUUGGAAAGAAGGCGUAAGAUGAUUAAGCACACAAUUUUCCCACUUCCUAAAUUAAGUUAAAAAAGAGCAAUAAAAAAUUCACAAGCUUAUAACAAAUUACAGCGUAAAUAAAAUAACAUAACACGAAAUGAGUUUAGUACGACUUUUGCGGCCGUGUUGUGUAAAUGUGCCAAAAGACCGGGAGACGUCCGUUAAUUCUCUUUAUCGAUUUUAACAAAUUAAAUUUUUAGUAAAAUUAAUAAUUUUUUUCAAAGUGCUAUUUUUUGUAUAUUGAAAGCAAUGGAAUACUUACAGCAAUUUUAUGAGAAAAUAUUUGGCGAUAGCAACGGCGAUUCGGGUUGGGGUGCCGGCACGCCGCGGAAAGUUGUGGCUUUUGGAAAUGUUUUAUUAGAUCGCACAGUGCAAAUCGCAGAUUUAGAUAUUCUCGAUCGUUUUCAACUAUCAAUGAACGCGAAAGGCGAACUGAGUGUGGAGACUUUGAAUUCACUAACAGCUGAGAUUUGCGAGAGUUCAAAUUGUAUUACAAAUCCUGGAGGUUCUUCCUUAAACACAGUACGCAUUUUGAAAAAAUUGGGCACAGAAGCACUCUUUUUUGGUGCCGUUGGCGAUGAUAAAUACGCAGAGGAGUUAAGGGACAGACUGCAAGAUUAUGAAAUUGAUGCCAGAAUUGAAACGAUCACAGAAACACCCACAGGCCAAUGCGUGUGUUUAGUAUACGAAGAUAAGACAGCGCUUUAUGCGAACAUAGGCGCUUCAGCAGGAUUCUCCAUAGAUCUACUAAAGCGUGCUGAGAAGGAUGAGAAUAAAAAAUUCCUACGCUCCAUCGAACGCAAGCAAAUUUUGUACAUAGAAGGUUUCUUUAUACCGAAGCGUGAGGAUGUCUGCGAGUACAUAGUCCGCAAUUAUAUACGUGAAAGAAGACGUUUGGCCAUUAAUCUCAGCGCCCCUUAUAUUGUGCAGCGUAAUUACGAGCAAUUAUUGUACUUAGCACGCAAUGCAUACUUUAUAUUCGGUAACGUAAAGGAAUUCGAAGCAUUUACGGAGAAGAUGGGUUGUAGUAGUCUAGAGAAAAUGGCUGAAGAACUUAUACAGAGUGGUUUAGUUAAGAUAAUUGUGAUUACCAAAGGAGAUCAAGGUGUUCAAGUUAUAUCGAAUUAUAUUGAAGAGCUUGGUGAACCUGGUCCAAUUGUAUUCAACAGCUACAAUGCGCCACGUGUAGAGAAUGUUCUUGAUACAACUGGCGCUGGAGAUGCUUUUGUUGCUGGCUUCUUACAUGCCUGGCUUGAGAAACGUUCACUAAGUGAAUGUAUACGUGUGGCUACAGAUGUCGCUGCGCAAGUCGUAACACAGAUUGGGUGCAAUUUACCUGAAUAGUUCCUUAAUAGAAUUUCAUUAGAGAACUUCUACCUCAAAGUAGUUUAAGUAGCGAGUGAGUGAAUCACUUUGGUUGUUUAACCUUUAGCAAUACAUUUUGAAUCUCAAAUGAUAUUAACUUAUUUAUUUAUUUAUUUAUUCUCACACUAUUUCGCACAAAAUAUUUACUUAAUUUAACUUUAUCUCACUCAUAAUUAUGUUGAUAAGCUAAUUAUUCAUAAGUACAAAUGAAACAUUGUAUACGAUUUAUCUGCCAUGUAUCUUGAGUAAUGAAUGACACAGUUGCUAUUUUUAUUAAAAUAAAUUUUUUUUAUAAUUUUAUUUAUUUGUUAUAUUUUUAACUAAAAACCAUAUUUAAAUUUUUUGUAAAUUUCUAAAGCGUUAUUUUUUAUCUAUUUAUUUAACAGCUAAAGUUGCUAUUGCUUUAAUACCCGCCUGACAUGUGGGUGAAAUUAUCUUGAAUUGUAGGUUUUGUUUAAAAAUAAUUAAAUAGAAAAAUACACGUAAUAAUAGCAAAUAAUUAUUAAAUUUGUUUGUAAC
Molecule: messenger RNA, 2079 nt
Organism: Teleopsis dalmanni
Lineage: Eukaryota; Metazoa; Arthropoda; Insecta; Diptera; Diopsidae
Product: adenosine kinase-like
Exons: 4
Coding region: 445-1539 (364 amino acids)
Biological process (GO): purine ribonucleoside salvage
Cellular component (GO): cytosol; nucleus
Molecular function (GO): adenosine kinase activity
Source: RefSeq, a predicted model, not a curated record